Messenger RNA from Clupea harengus (Atlantic herring), 1996 nucleotides. It is a transcript of the gene loxa, whose product is annotated as lysyl oxidase a. Lineage: Eukaryota; Metazoa; Chordata; Actinopteri; Clupeiformes; Clupeidae. Gene Ontology annotation, molecular function: copper ion binding; protein-lysine 6-oxidase activity. Gene Ontology annotation, biological process: collagen fibril organization; peptidyl-lysine oxidation. The record is from RefSeq and is a predicted model, not a curated record.
CUUAAGCUCCCCAUAGAACAGCCAACUUGGGUAGCUCUCCAGUGUGGAGACAUGAGAGAUUGCGCCUAGAUCAUGCGUAUGGCCAUGUAGGCAUUUUUAAAACAUGAAAAAGAUAUUAUAAUUUUUUUUUCCAAAUCAGUUUUUAAUAUUUCUUUGUCUUUGGGAUAUUUCUGAGCCUACAGUCUGUCCUUACGUUGACCAAAAUAUUCACUGCCUCUUAAAAUGCAGAUGCGUUUACUUGACACUCUAAUUUGCUUAAGCGCGCAUGUAUGUCUACUCAGUUGCAUACUGCAAACUACUCACUCUCAACGAGUCCGUGAACAAAGCCUUGCGAGUACUGCCUCUGAUACUGGGCAGACCUUUCAGUGGCAGCACAAUGGCCAAGUUUUUAGCAUACUCAGCCACGGCUCGGAAUAUCAACCACCGAGGCAAAAACAAAAUAAGGAUAAUUCCGAGGGCAAAUCCAUAACUAUCGUCAGCAACGUCAACUCGGCGAACAGUCCUUCGAGCUCAUCCCGACCCCUUAAUCCCGCCAAUGGAGCGGGACGCACUGUCGGACUGCGUCGGAUACAAUCUCAAACACAGAGGCGCAACCGAGGACCCAUCGCGCGCCUAAAUCAGCCGGCUAAUCGAAAUGACACUUCAGGUAACGGCACAUCUGGUGCUGCGCAAAACCAAGUCACUCGGACCCCUCCGCUAUCUAAUCUACGGAGAGAAGACAUGAUGGCCGGAGACGAUCCUUACAAUCCAUACAAGUCUUCUGACCCAGACAACCCAUACUACAAUGACCCUGACGCAUACGAGAGACCGCGACGCAGGCAGCGCCCGGGAUAUGGCACAAGGUACUUUCAACACGGCCUGCCUGACCUUGUGCCAGACCCUACUUAUAUCCAAGCCUCCACGUACGUCCAAAGAGUGCCCAUGUAUAACCUUAGAUGUGCCUCUGAGGAAAACUGCUUGGCAAGUUCAGCCUACGGUGCUCGAGACUAUGACACACGGCAGCUCCUGAGGUUUCCACAGCGUGUGAAGAAUCAAGGAACCUCAGACUUCUUACCGAGCAGACCACGCUACUCAUGGGAGUGGCACAGUUGUCACCAGCACUACCACAGCAUGGAUGAGUUCAGCCAUUACGACCUGCUAGAUGCCAGCACCCAGCAUCGUGUGGCAGAGGGACACAAGGCCAGCUUCUGUCUGGAGGACACGUCCUGUGACUAUGGCUACUACAGACGAUUUGCUUGCACUUCACACACCCAGGGGUUGAGUCCAGGAUGUUAUGACACUUACAAUGCCGACAUUGACUGCCAGUGGAUAGACAUCACUGAUGUGAAACCUGGCAACUUUAUACUCAAGGUCAGUGUGAACCCCCACUACCAGGUCCCGGAGUCAGACUACAGCAACAAUAUUGUUCGCUGUGAUGUCCAGUAUACUGGCAACUAUGCUCAUGUCUCUGGCUGUCAUAUUUCACAAUAUUGAGAAUGGACUACACUAUGAACAACUGAAGGACAAUUAAGACAGUGAUCAAGCCAUUCAUUUAUCACGUUAAUGUCAAUGAUAAAUACUUGUACUUAACAGCCACGGAUGCUGUUUGGAAGAAGCACAGUAUAAAAGCCCCACUGUGUGAAAGGUGAAAUGUCUUAGAAGUUUAUUUUAAUUUUUGAAAAACUGCUCAUACUGCAAUUUUACAUUUGUAUUGCUUACUAUUAAGAUAUGGUAUCAACUGUGCAUAUGAAACUACACACUGAAUCACAGCUUUCUUCUGUCUUUUCUAUUAGCACAUAAUAAUGUAAAGACGCCCUUCACUGGGCUACACCAGUAGACAAAAUGUUUACAAAAAAUAAAUUGCAAGACUUCUUUUCUAAUGUUGUAGUUCUAGUUCUUGUAGUGGAACUGUUGUGCUCUAAUUUCCUGUUUCUGAGUUAACAUUGUACACAUUAGCUUAUUACUGCGCCCCCACUAUGUAUUUCCGAAUUAUACUUGAAUAAAUCAUUUAAAUGUU